Messenger RNA from Pleuronectes platessa (European plaice), 4846 nucleotides. RefSeq names its product VPS8 subunit of CORVET complex (gene vps8). Gene Ontology annotation, cellular component: early endosome; late endosome; HOPS complex. The transcript is spliced from 46 exons. Gene Ontology annotation, molecular function: protein binding. The coding region runs from base 103 to 4434 and encodes 1443 amino acids. The record is from RefSeq and is a predicted model, not a curated record. Gene Ontology annotation, biological process: protein targeting to vacuole; endosomal vesicle fusion; vesicle-mediated transport. Lineage: Eukaryota; Metazoa; Chordata; Actinopteri; Pleuronectiformes; Pleuronectidae.
GAAACAUGAGCAGAAGAACGUUCACUGUGUUUCCUGUCAGAAGAGCCGCAGACUGACAGACACAGGACAGAUCUGAGUUCUUCAGUCCGUGUACACCCAGAGAUGUCGGAGUCCCCAGACGUCCGCAGCCUGCUCUCUGCCUCCUCCCAGCUUAACCUGAUGGAGGUGGACCCGAUCGAUGAUAAGGAGUUUGACAUUCCCCAAGUGGACACACCUCCCACACUGGAGAGCAUCCUUAAUGAGCUGGACGAUGAGGAGGAGCCCUUUAUGUUGGAAGACACAUGCACACUGAGCACAGAUAACAUGGAUGCUCAUUCCUGUGACACAUCCUCUCUGGCCAGUUCGGACAGUGGAGACCCUGCACAUCUCAAACGAAAAAGGAGGAUGGUGGAUCUAAAUGCAACAGUUCAUGGGUCUGUUCUUCGACACAGCCUGCUGAAAGGAAUCUCUGCACAAAUCGUCUCAGCUGCUGAUAAAGUGGAUGCUGGACUGCCAACUGCUAUAACAGUGUCAGGUGUGAUUGCUGUGGGGACGUCUCAUGGUCUGGCUCUGGUUUUUGAUACCAACCAGGCCCUGCGACUCUGCCUGGGCACCAAGACAACUGGGGCAGAGUUUGGAGCUGUCUCCGCCCUCAGCAUCAACCACGAUUGCUCACGACUUCUCUGUGGAUUUGCCAAAGGACAGAUUACAAUGUGGGAUCUAGCCAAUGGGAAACUGCUGAGAACUAUCACCGAUGCCCAUCCUCCAGGGACAGCUAUACUGCAUGUUAAGUUCACAGAUGACCCAACUCUUGCAGUGUGCAAUGACAGUGGAGGAUCAGUGUUUGAGCUGGCCUUCAGGAGAGUAAUGGGGAUGCGCACCUGUGACUCUCGAUGUCUCUUCAGUGGUUCUAAAGGGGAGGUCUGCUGUAUUGAGCCUCUGCAUGCUCCUCCAGACUUCAGAGACCAUCCCAUCACACACUACUCUCUACUGGCCAUGGCCUCGCUCACUAAAAUUCUGGUCAUUGGCCUGAAGCCCACCCUGAAAGUUUGGAUGACUUUUCCCUACAACAAGUCGGAUCCAUCCAGCGUUCCUCAGCUGGCCUGGCAGUUUGUUACUGUUCAGAAGACAGUCAACCCUAUCCUGGCUUUUUGUAAAGGAGACACCGUCCACUUCCUGCUGGUUAAAAAGGAGGAGAUGGGGACCAUCCAUGUCAUCAAACAAAGACAACUCCACCUCAGCUGUGACAUCAUCAGCCUGAGUUGGAUCAACAGUCGCACACUGGUCCUGGUAGACAGCCAUGAAAAGCUGCACGUUGUGGACCGGCCCAGUCAGGAGAUUUUGGAGAUGCUGGACUUGGAGCAGGUGCAACUGGUCUAUAACAGCCGACAUUUCAAAUCGCUGGCUACUGGAGGGAAUGUCUCCCAGGCUCUGGCUUUAGUUGGAGAGAAGGCCUGCUACCAGUCGGUUUCAAGCUAUGCAGGACAGAUCGUCUAUUUGGGCACUAAGUCAUCUCACAUUAUGACUCUACGAAACUGGAGAGAGCGUUUAGACUGUCUGCUGAAACAGGAGCAUUUUGCUGAAGCGCUCACUUUGGCCUGGUCUUUCCAUGAGGGAACUGCUAAAGCUGUGGUUGGCCUGUUUGGAGAUCCGAUAAAAAGGAAGGGAGUGGUAGCUGACAAGAUGGUAGAGAUCCUUGGCCAGUUUGCUGAUCACACUUUGAAGAAGUGUCCAGAACAAGGCAAGAUCCAAGUGAUGGAGCAACAUUUCUAUGAUGUGGUUCCAGUCCUGGUGGAUUACUGCCUGCUGCUACAGAGAGCUGACCUGCUGUUCAGCCAUCUGUAUACUCGCCUGGUGGAGAACACAGUUUCAAAGGGAGUUUUCCUGGAGUCGCUGGAGUCAUACAUUGUUGCUGAUCGUCUUGGUCACUUGACCACACCCAUCAUGAGGGACCUCCUGGCUCAUUACCAUGGCAACGGUAUGAUGGACAGUCUGGAGAGAUGUAUAGUCCAUCUGGAUGUCACCAGCCUGGACAUACAGCAGGUCGUUCAAGUGUGUUGGGAGAAUCAGCUCUAUGAUGCGAUGAUCUACGUUUUCAACAGCGGCAUGAAUGACUACAUUACACCUAUGGAGAAACUCUUUGCAGUGAUUGGACCACCACUUAGGGAGGGUAGAAGCCUAACAGAUGAGGAAGUGGUGAUGGGAAACAAGAUUCUAGUUUACAUAAGCUGUUGCCUAGCGGGAAGAGCGUACCCACUAGGAGACAUCCCUGAAGACCUUGUGAUUCAAGUCAAGAACCAGGUGUUUGAGUUCCUGAUCCGUCUCCACUCAGCUGAUUGGUCAGAGGAGGAGGAGGUUUUCCCCUUUAUUCGUACACUCCUCCACUUUGACACGCGGGAGUUCCUCAAUGUCCUCGCCAUGACAUUUGAAGACUUUAAGAAUGACAAGCAGGCCCUUGAGUACCAGCAGAGGAUAGUGGACAUCUUACUCCAGGUGAUGGUGGACAACCCAGACUUCACUCCCUCCCAGGUGGGCGGGCUCUUCACCUUUUUGGCUCGACAGUUGGCCAAACCAGACAACACACUUUUUGUGAACAGAAAGCUCUUUGAUCAGGUUCUGGAGUUCCUGUGUUGCCCUGACGAUGACUCCCGACACACAGAGAGGCAGCAGGUGCUCCUGGAGCUGCUGCAGGUCGGAGGUGUGGUGCAGUUUAAUGAAGAAAGGUUGUUGGCUUUGGCAGAGAAGGCCAAGUUCUACCAGAUCUGUGAAUUCCUUUACGAGAAGAAACAUCUCUAUGACAGGAUCAUCGACUGCUACCUGAGAGACCCCCUACGAGAGGGGGAGAUCUUCAGCUACAUCCACAAUCUGCUGUCCAUGCCUGGCUACAGCCCUGAAGAGAAACAAACAGUAAAGGAAAAAGUGCUGCAACACAUCCAGGAGCUGGUGACACUUGACCCCAGCAAGUCAUCUGAUGUAGUGGUGCUUCAUUUCACUGAAGAGGUGCAGCUAAUCAUCUCUGAGCUUGAGGAUGAUGAGCUACUUUUCAAGUUCCUCAGCUGCCUCCUGGAGCCCCGGGAAGGGCAUCAUUCAGGGGCCGACCUGCCUCUGGAACGUGACCUCCAUGAGCGUCUGCUGGAACUACUGUGCCGCUUUGCACCCCAGCAGCUCCUGAGCUUCCUCCAGACUUCCCAGCACUACAGACUGGAGGAGGCCAUACAACUAACAGAGAUGAACCACCACAGUGAAGCCACAGCCUAUUUACUGGAGAGGAAGGGCGACUUUCAUGGAGCCUUUUCUGUCUUGAUAGAGACACUGAAGGAGAAACUGUGUCUCCUCACUGCGGAGAGUGACACAGAAGCAGAAGACAGACGACAUGAUGAAGAUGAGAGAACCGAUGAUUCAACACUGACCAGAAUAAAGGAUUCACUGAAUGACAUCAUCGCCUUGUGUCAUCGAAGCUCACACAACCUCUACCAGCAACAAAGAGAGGACACACAGAGCAGUGAGCAGCCAUGUACGGCGCACGGGGAGCAGAUGUUGGGGAAUGAGGUGCUCAGGGGCACUAGACAGGGUAGGGAGAAUCCUCUUGGAUUUUUGGACAGAUCAAUCCAGGCUCUGUGGUUUCCACUUCUGGAGACCAUGAUGGCUUCUCAGAAACUAGUGAAGGAGUCCAAUCCCAAACACACCUCUGAAGUGUUGAAGGAGCUGACGAUGAAGGUUCUCAACUCUAUGAGCAGCUUCAUUCCUUUGCCUGCCAUCAUCCAACGAAUACUGCAGGACCCGGUUUAUGGGAAAGGAAAGCUUGCAGAGAUCCAAGGCCUUAUUCUGGGUAUGCUGGACACAUUUAACUAUGAACAGACUUUACUUGAAACAACCACUAGCCUGUUGAACCAUGACCUCCACUGGUCCCUGGCACACCUCCGUGCUGCUGUCACAAGGGGACUCCACCCACGCCAGGACCACUGUAACAUCUGCCUCCAGCAAUACAAGAGAAGGCAGGAUUCAGCUGAAGAGAUCAUUGUGUUCAGCUGUGGCCACCUGUACCACUUCCAGUGCCUGCAGCAGAAGGACUGUGGGUGGGGCCUUGCCUCAGAGCGGCAGCAGCGCUGGAGCUGCUACAAGUGUUCCUCCAGCCAAGGAGGGAAGGGAGGCUCUUCCACUGAACCAAACAGAAGCCGCAGCAUGUCACUGGCACAGACUCGUGUUACAUCAGUGCAUCAUGAUGCAGGAGCAGAAGCUCACAGGAAGAAGGUGUUUGUUGAGGCAUCAUUGGACCUUCAGCAGGAACAGUCCUGGGAUCAGCUACGCUCUUUAUACCGAGGACCCUCCAGGUUGUCCAUCCUUUCAGAGCUCUCCCACUGCCACAGCGAGAAGACGGGGCCUCUGAUCCCGGCCCAACCAGGAGCAGAGAAUUUCCAACUGAAACUCGCUCCUCCACCUCUGUUGGAGGAGUAGCAUAGUUACUGAUCAACAUUUCCAUCAUUUGUCCAGAUUCAAGUAGAAAUUUUAACUUGAAGGAGACUUUCUUGAUAUUUUCGUUGUGAAUUGUAAAUUUCUUUUUUAUUGUGACAAAUUUGAUAUUGUAUAACUGUUAUGUAACUAUAUCAAAAAUUAUUAUUAUUUCCAACAAACUGAAUCUAUGUAUCAGAAUGCCUUUUCCACCAAAGGGAACUGAGUGCUACUGCUGGUUCAACUUAGGAACCUUUAAAGAACCAGUUUGCUUUUCCAUGGGUCAGAGGCGCCUUAAGGCUACACCAUUGCAUCACCAUAUACGUCAGUGUCUACAUCUCUAUGCCUCAACUGUAUAAAUGAACCCACAUACUGGCACUUAUUAUGUUACAUUAAAUGAUACAUAUCCAUUAAUUCA